GCCGAUGAACCGGCGUCGCAGCAAAGGCUGCAGGAGUCGCGCGCGGGUUAUGCCGAGCAGGGCGCAGCCUGGCUUCGCCCCGAGCUGGGGAAGCACAGUAAGGAUGAGCUGGUUGGGCUUUGUGUCGCUGCGGAUGUGCAACGACACGCAGCCGGGCGCACUCUCUCCAAAGCGGAGUUGUUGGAAGCUCUAUCAGAGAGCAUUGUCGGGGAGCAGGCUUCAUGGGGAAUCGGCGUUUUUGAUGAUUGUCCAUGUCAGCUUCUGUUGCAGCGAGGGGCCGAUGAACCGGCGUCGCAGCAAAAGCUGCAGGAGCUGCGCACGGGUUAUGCCGAGCAGGGCGCAGCGUGGCUUCGCACCGAGCUGGACGAGCAAAACCGGCAGGAGCUGGCUGAGCUCUGCAUCGCUGCGGAUGUGCGACAGAAGUCAGCCGGGCGCAAGCUCUCCAGAGCGGAGUUGUUGGAAGCUCUAUCACAGAGUAUUGUCGGGGAGCAGGCUUCAUGGGGAAGUGGCGUUCUUGAGGCCGAUGAACCGGCGUCGCACCAAAAGCUGCAGGAGCUGCGCACGGGUUAUGCCGAGCAGGGCGCAGCGUGGCUUCGCACCGAGCUGGACGAGCAAAACCGGGAGGAGCUGGCUGAGCUCUGCAUCGCUGCGGAUGUGCGACAGAAGUCAGCCGGGCGCAAGCUCUCCAGAGCGGAGUUGUUGGAAGCUCUAUCACAGAGCAUUGUCGGGGAGCAGGCUUCAUGGGGAAGUGGCGUUCUUGAGGCCGAUGAACGUGCGUCGCAGCAAAAGCUGCAGGAGCUGCGCACGGGUUAUGCCGAGCAGGGCGCAGCGUGGCUCCGCGGCGAGUUGCGGAAGCACAGUAAGGAUGAGCUGGCUGAGUUCUGUGUCGCUGCGGAUGUGCAACGACACGCAGCCGGGCGCACUCUCUCCAAAGCGGAGUUGUUGGAAGCUCUAUCACAGAGCAUUGUCGGGGCCGAUGAACCGGCGUCGCAGCAAAAGCUGCAGGAGCUGCGCACGGGUUAUGCCGAGCAGGGCGCAGCGUGGCUUCGCACCGAGCUGGACGAGCAAAACCGGCAGGAGCUGGCUGAGCUCUGCAUCGCUGCGGAUGUGCGACAGAAGUCAGCCGGGCGCAAGCUCUCCAGAGCGGAGUUGUUGGAAGCUCUAUCACAGAGCAUUGUCGGGGAGCAGGCUUCAUGGGGAAGUGGCGUUCUUGAG
This is a messenger RNA of Symbiodinium sp. CCMP2592, 1215 nucleotides long. NCBI's taxonomy places the organism in Eukaryota, Dinophyceae, Suessiales, Symbiodiniaceae. The record is from the annotation of a GenBank genome assembly.